UCUCACACUCACACACAAGCAGCGGCUCCGUCCCUCCCUCUCCGGCCUCUGCUCUUUCUUCCUCCUCUUCGUUGCCGCAGCCGCAGCCGCCUUCGCCGUGCGCUACGGCCGGCGUAUGGGACCCGCAGGCCGGCUGUCCGUGGCGGCCGCUCUCCUCUCCUGCCUAUGUUUACAUGGGCUGUUGGGGAAUUCCGGGCAGGCAUUUGCUCAGGGCCCGCCGGUGCUCCACCGGAUCGACCACGCGGAGGAAGAUGACGACAGCGGCGGCCUCAUGCCGGAGCUCUCGCCCACCGGCUCCCCCCAGCCCUUCGUCCCCUUCCUCGCGCCUGCCCCUCUCGCGCCCUUCUACAACAACUCUACGCCCAAGUUGUCAGGCAAAUGCUCACUGAACUUCACUGCCAUCAAUGGCCUGAUGACCACCACGGCCGUCGAUUGCUUCGCCUCAUUCGCUCCGUUCCUCGCCAAUGUCAUCUGCUGUCCCCAGCUCCAGGCCACUCUCACCAUCCUCAUAGGACAGUCCAGCAAGCAGACGGGGUCCCUCGCUUUGGAUCCCACUCUUGCCAACUACUGUCUCUCUGACGUCCAGCAGCUGCUCAUGAGCCAGGGCGCGAGUGAUGAUCUCCGCAGCAUUUGCUCCGUCCACCUCUCCAAUGCCACCGAGGGGUCGUGCCCCGUUAGCACCGUUGAUGCGUUUGAGAGCGUCGUCGACUCAUCAAAGCUCCUCGAGGCCUGCCGGAAGGUCGAUCCUGUUAACGAGUGCUGCAGCCAGACAUGCCAGAGUGCUAUAAGUGAUGCUGCCCGCAAAAUCUCUUCCAAGGACGCUGCGUUGACAAGCGACACUGCCAGUCCCAAAGUUGACAGUUGCAGGAACGUUGUACUUAGAUGGUUAUCCAGCAGGCUUGAGCCAUCAUCCGCAACCAAAAUGCUCAGGCAGAUAUCAAACUGUAAUGUCAAUGGAGUUUGCCCACUAAGCUUCCCAGACACAAGUAAGGUUGCAAAGGAGUGUGGUGGUACAGUUAAAAACAUUACUGUAUGCUGCAAGGCGAUGGACAGUUACGUAUCUCACUUGCAAAAGCAAAGUUUCAUAACAAAUUUGCAAGCUUUGAAUUGUGCCUCAGUCCUUGGGGCAAAAUUACAAGAUAUGAAGGUCAGCACAAAUGUUUAUAGCUCAUGCCAAGUAACAUUGAAGGAUUUCUCACUUCAAGUUGGAUCUCAAGAAUCUGGAUGCCUUCUUCCAAGUAUGCCCUCUGAUGCAUCAUUUGACCCUUCUUCUGGGAUUAGUUUCACAUGUGAUCUGAAUGAUAACAUAGCUGCCCCAUGGUCGCCUUCUUUGCAAGCAUCGGCUUCGACAUGCAAUAAAUCGGCUGCUCCUGGACCUAUAAUCCCAGAGAGGCCUGCAGCAACAUCGGCGCAAAACGGUGUCAACCACAACAGACUGGAGCUUAGCCUAGCCGUCUGCUUUGGCGCCCUUGUGGCCACUAUUUUACUGCAAGUCUAGUUCACCUUAGUUUGUCAAAUUAUCCAGAGAUUGAGGAGAGCUGAUUGGAACUGUGAACCGCGGAGUUUUUGUGCGUGCUUGGUCAUUGCAUCAGAGCAUUGUAACUGGUAGCUAUUAGUGUAAUUUGUUGUAAGCCACAGAAUGAUAGUGAAUGCAACACUGACUCUAAUUUAUUACUAUUGCCUUUUGUAUAGCGAGUAGUGAAGGUUCCAUAAUUCUGCAUGACAACUUGGAUAGACUUGAUUUUGUUGUCUAAUGGUUUGUCACUUUAUUAAUGAUUUUUAUGAUUGGUUCA
Molecule: messenger RNA, 1793 nt
Organism: Triticum dicoccoides
Lineage: Eukaryota; Viridiplantae; Streptophyta; Magnoliopsida; Poales; Poaceae
Exons: 8
Coding region: 116-1498 (460 amino acids)
Cellular component (GO): plasma membrane
Source: RefSeq, a predicted model, not a curated record